UUCUUGAGCGCUUUAGCUCCCCAAUUCUCUUCCUUUUGGUCGUUGCCUAUUUCUAGUGCGAUUCUCUUCCUUGCAGCUAAAAUCCACUUCCCGAUAACUAAAGUCUCGUUUCUCUGGACAAAAGGGGUAAAAGGAAUCCCGGUUGUGUUACCUUUUGUGUCAUCAACCCCAAUUUGAACAGCGGUUAACAUAGUAGCGUGAAAGUGAGGCUGUCAUUGCUGUUUCCCGCGUAAAGCACAUGCUGGUCCUUUCGAAGCCUUGAACAAAAUGGCGUCUGAGGAGAAAACUGACUCCAAGAUUGCAGAAGAAAAGCCCGAAAACAACGAGAAGGCACAAGCGGAGAUCAACAAUGCAGGUCCAACGGACGCUAAAACCGACAAGAACAAAGAAAAGAAUGCAAAGGAAGAAGGAAAUUCAGACGAAUCCUCAGACGAUGAAGAGGCCCUUGGUAUAUUUGACAAGCCAGUAGUUGUGGAGGGAAAACGUGAAAGAAAGAAGACAGUCUUCUUGGUGAAGGAUGAAAAUGAAAUAAAAAAGGAACCAGUGCAAAUGAUCUUUAAGGGCAAGGGAGAUCGCCUUGGUGACAUGGAAGUUGUUGUCCAUGAACUCAACAAAUGCACUGCCAUGGAGCUUAAGCCACUACACAAGCUGCUCUUUGGGCGAGAAGGAAAGCAAUCAGAGAUAAAAAAGAACAUUAGAAAUUUUAAUGGCUUCGACAUUGCAAAGGAUACAAAGGAAUACGAGAACAAGAAAUGGGGGAUAGAAAGAUUUACAAAUGAUGGUUUAAAGAGGCUAUUAGAAAUUCUGGAUCUGCCCAAGAAAGGCAAAAGGGAGGAAUUGAAGGAGAGGGUGAUGGAGUUUCUCAUGAAACCCAAAGCCUCUGGAAGGAAAGCUCCUGAACCCAAUCAGCCAUCCAAGAAGUCAAAGACACAAAAGUCAGACAAAGGCAAGAAAAGAAAAAGAACUCCAAAAAAACCCAAAGAGGGUAAGGAUGACAGUGAGGAAGAGGAGGACGAUAAUGAUGACGAUGAUGGGGAUAUUGAGGGUGAUGAGGAAGCAGAUGAGCCCCCAAAGAAAAAGAAGAAGGCAGAAUCAAAGCCCAAGUCAGCAGAGAAAAGCAAAAGUUCUAAGAGCAAGACACCUGCAAAGAAAGAGACUAAGAAAGAGUCCAAGAAAUCCCCUAAAAAGAGCAAACCAGUAACUGUAAAAAUAACCUCUGGGAAAAAGACACCGAAGAAGUCUCCAAAGAAAGCACACAAGACUGUUGACGAUUUGUCGUCUGAUGAGGAACCAUUAGUAAAGAAGCUCAAGAAACAACCACCAACUAAUGAUGACCUUGUAACUGUGGUUAAAGACCUGCUGAAGGAUGCAGAUCUCAAAGUUGUAACGGUCAAGUCUAUUUGUAAAGAGGUUUAUGCUAAAUAUCCUGAGUUUGAUUUGAGCGACAGGAAAGGUUUUAUCAAAGAAACUGUUUACUCGGUUAUAUCAUCAGAUUCAGACCAAUAAUACAUGUCGACCUCCAUUAUAGCGCACUGUAGGUAGAAUUUAACAUAAAGGUAGAAUAGUGUGGCUAUUUUUUUAAUAUUGUCAUUUUCUCCCUCAAGGUUCUUCUUGUCCCAGAUUUUAUUCCUUGAAAUUUUCUGAAGGAGGCAUAUGAUCCAAUGAUAAGCCUGUUUUUAUCUUUUAUUUUUUUAAGCAUCACUUAUCACAGAUGUUUUACCCAUAUACAUUAAUUGUUGCAUAAAACCUAGCUUAUUUGUUUGCUUCUAUGAUAUGUGGAUAUCCAGACAUUUCACCUUAGAACCACAGAUAUCAUAGAGCCAUCAUUUAGACCCUGAAAGACGUGUAGUAUAACAAAGUUGCUGUACCAUUGCAGUCAUACAAAGUAUAAAUAAAAUCUUCUAAAAGUG
Messenger RNA from Nematostella vectensis (starlet sea anemone), 1910 nucleotides. Its product is annotated as protein DEK. The transcript is spliced from 17 exons. Gene Ontology annotation, cellular component: nucleus. Gene Ontology annotation, biological process: regulation of double-strand break repair; chromatin organization. Bases 268 to 1506 code for a protein of 412 amino acids. The record is from RefSeq and is a predicted model, not a curated record. NCBI's taxonomy places the organism in Eukaryota, Metazoa, Cnidaria, Anthozoa, Actiniaria, Edwardsiidae. Gene Ontology annotation, molecular function: histone binding; DNA binding.